Molecule: messenger RNA, 438 nt
Organism: Microthlaspi erraticum
Lineage: Eukaryota; Viridiplantae; Streptophyta; Magnoliopsida; Brassicales; Brassicaceae
Source: the annotation of a GenBank genome assembly
AUGGCUUCUUCACUUUCACUUGUGCUUGGAUACGUGGUCGUGUUAACAUUUUUCAUACUCCUCAACUCCGAAGAAACAUUAUCAUCGCGGCUAGUGAGAACCACGGCUAAAGUAGCUCAGAUUGGAGCCGAUGAUUAUCCAUCUUCCGGUCGUAAUUCACCUGUCCGUGACCUCGGAUUCCCUGACUUUCCAUCUUUCCAAGAAGCAGUAGCAGCUCCACCGCCGCCUCCUCCUGAUAUGCCUCUGCUUCCACCACCGCCGACAUUUCCCGACCUUGAAAGCCCUAGGAUUCCGGUGCCGGUUUGGCCUUCUCAGCCCGGUUUCCUGCCCUUUCCGUUCACAGAUCAGGCCCCUCCUUCCGAACCCUUUGGUCCAAGAUUCGACGAGUCCGACAAUUGGCUGCCUUCUACCCCAAGUAUCCUUCAAGGGUUUCCUUGA